GCGGUGGGGGGGCGCUCGGCCAGCCCCUUCGCUCCUGCCCCAGCCGCGCACCGAGGGCGCUGCAGGAGCCUUCUGGGAGCCCUGUUCCCUGCUCCCUUCCUUGCCGAACGUGCCAGGGUUCGGGAAGGGUUUGAGGCUGGGGACUCCAAAAGCAGGGGCUGCAGAGGCUGUGGCUUCCCUCCUGCAAGCGUUUUGCCUGGCUUCGGCUCGGGGGGGUGCGCGGGGGGACUCAGCGCUGGCUGGGACCCGGUCUGCAAGGCGAGGGGAGGUGGGUGCCUCCGAUCCCAGCGCCGCUAGCCGGGCUGGUAAAUCACCAGGCUGCUCUCCGCUCCGUGCUUUCUGCGUGGCUUUGUUAUGGGAACAUUGAUCUGUUGCUGGGAUUAACCUCUCAGAGUUUCCAGCGGGCUGGUCUCACAGUUAUUAAUGAAACUGGCUGGAACUUGUGUUGACCUUGGCAGAGGCCCCACUUGGCUAGGAGGGAGCUGGCAAAGGCAUAAUCUCUAAUUGAGUAAUCCAGCGCAGGGGGAGGGGAGCGGAGGGGGUGGAAGCGCAGCAGCGCUUUGAACUCGGCAAGCUGCGGCGCUCGAGCAGGAUGUGUAGGAGUGGGGCUCGCAAACUUGCUGAGCACGGCGACCUGCGAGGGAGCGAGCGAGGAGAAGCGAGGCGACGGCGGCGCGCUCGCAUCAGCUGGGCGGCUCGGGCCCCCCCCCCGAGCUCUCCGGCCUCUCCCCCCCGGAGAAAGCGGCGUUGGAUCCCGGUGCCUCCCCAGAUUUAUUGCCGUGGAACAAUGGCACGAAGCGGCUGGAUAAUAAAGCGGAGCUGCCAGCCUCGGCCCUCCCUGGGCGCGCGUCCUCCCGUAGCCUCCCAGCCUGGGGCGCGGAUUGCACGGGGCUCUCCCUUCCUCUCCAGGGGUUGUUUUGCACUUGGCAAAGACAGCUCCGGGCUCGUUAGCGGGGCUGUUGAUGAAAUGGGGAGCCAGUGGUGAUGUGGGGCUUUUCUCCUUGGCACGUUUACCCCAGGAGAGGCGAUUUCCUCGGGCCUGGGCCUGGCCUCGUGCCUCUGGCGGGCAGGGAGAAGCUGUGGCCUUCGUGCCCGGGCAGCGGGUCCCGAGGCGAGGUGGCUGUGGCUGUGCAGCGCUGAGCGGCAGGAGAUCAGGCUCACGAUGGAGUCUUGCGAAAAGAGGACACCCCAGUACUUCCAGCUCCCUGCCCUGCGACAGGUGAAAUGCCUCAAGUGUUUCACCACGGCUUCUGUCCUCCUUCCCCGGCAGGGAGCAGCGUUUUUAUCAACUCCCUUUGCAGCCACCUUCGCUGGGACGAGCUCUGGGCUUCCCGCAGUACUGACUGGUCCCACGGCCCGUGGUGCAGUCGGACAUCCAGCGGGAACAAGCGGCGUGGGGCUGUCGAGCUGGAGAGCUGUAGGAGCACCCCACCGCAGCGCGUUGAGCAUCCGCCCAUCUGCCACGCGGCCGCUCACGCUGUUGUCUUGUGCCUGAUAAAAAUCUAAUUGCAGAACGAUCCUGUGGGGUGGGGGAGGACUUUGCGUUAGGACAGCAAUGAUUCAAAGCUAUUUCUGGGAAGAUGAGGGAGAUGUUGUCAUUCUCUGUUAUUCCAAACAUAUUUAAAAGCUGAAAUAUUUGCAUUGUUCAUGCUGUCACGCUGCAAACACUUCUGGCUGGGUUCCUCUCUCCUCUGCCUUCUCCUCCCUCCCCAGAAGACCGUUUCCAGCAGGAGGACACGGGUGUGCGUCAGCCCUGCCCACCUGUGCAUGAGCACACACGUUGGGCAGCACACGUCUGCCUUGUGCAGACCGUCUGGCACUCGUGGUGGGUACAGGAGUUUGUUCCAUCGCCCCUCGCCAAGCGGCUGUGUCAGGAGAGCUGCGAGGGCUUGUCAGCGGCCCGUGCUGCUCACCGAGGCGGGACAGGCAGCCGAGGCACCAAGCAGCAGGAGGAGCAUCGCAUCUGGAAGGGCGGGUCGGUGCCACGCGUGGGCUCACGCUGGUGCUGUCUGAAAACAAGGCGCUGCUGGGCAUCGCGUCCUGCUCCAAGGCGCGCAGCUCCUCCAGCAGGCCUCGAGGCGGGGAGCGCCCUGACUGGUGAGACGACGGAUUUCGUGAAGUCCCUGUGGGUGAAAAACUGAGCUAUGGCCUGAGAGAUGUGGGCAUGGCAGGGAAAGCCCUCAAGGGCUGCAGGAACUCUCUGGAGAUGAGGUGUAAAAACUGAGCUUGACCUUCUCCCAGCUGGCUGUCCUCUGCCCGGCUGCUCCAGUCCCGCUGCCUCUGGAAACCCGCAGGUGGACCGGUUGUGCCUCGAGCGCAGGUGGCUGGUCCUUGCUUCCUCCUGCUCCUUUGUGUUGAUCGACAUCCGAAACGACCUCUUAAGUCGGCUUUCAAACUGAGAAGGCAGCGGGAUGAGGCCGGCUGCUCCUUGGGAACUUGCUUUGUCAUUUACAUGCACUUUUUGUUCCAUUCGGUCAAUAUUACAAGGCUCGCGUAGUGUGACAUCUCCCCGAUCUGCUUGGGGGAAAGAAAGUCCCCUGACUUCCCAUGCCUCACCCCUGUAAUUGGAAGAAAUACAGCCAGUGGUUGUGCUUGCAGCAGGGCAGCCUUGCGAGCUGUGUGCUGCAUGGAUUCACAGUGAUUAUUUUUUUUUUUGUGUCUUUGAAGUGUUUGUACAUCUGUCAUGGAGUAAAAUGCUUUUGAAGCCCAUUUUUUCUUUAACAGCAAGGAUUGUUAUGUGCCCCGCUGUUAUUUCCUGAAACCGAUGGCCAGAGCUAGUUUGCUGCUUAACUUUGAGCCCUCAGGUGGAGUGGAGGAGCUGUGCCUGGUGUCAGUCAGGAGCUGUGCCCUGGCUCGAAGGCGAGGAGCGGCGCAGGUGACGAGGGCUGUGCUGCCCGCCGGUGCCGGCCGCCUACGGUCAGUCAGAAAUGUCAGGUUUUGAGCAGUUGGGGCGGAAAGAAACCCACCCCUGGCGCACAUUUCCAGGAAAGAAUUCAGUCCUGGUACCGAGAGGCUGUGACGGUCUGGCUGUUUCUUUUCCCCCCUGCAGUUUCAGCCCGACUUUGGGAUUCUUCGCUCCUAAUCCGCUGGCAGGGGGUUGUGUGUGCUGCGAGGCGGGGAGCGUCUCCGCGGCUCGCUCCGGAGGCAUCACGCUCCGGGUCGGGGUAUGUGAUUUUUCCACGGGAUCUGCCCAGUUCGUGCAAACGACGAGGCAGCAGGAAGUUAUUGCCGACUCACAAGCACGUACAUCUUAUCACAGAUGAAGCUGGGCUCCCUCGGUCAGCACGGCUGCGCUCCCCUCCUCGCCGAGGGGCUUCGAGAGGCCCUGGGAGCGCUUCGGCAUCGGUGCCACGAACGUACAGCACCUAGCACAUCUGCCCUGCUGUACUUUUCCAUCGUUAUGAAAUGCAGUAAAUCCACAGUUCUGACUCAUGCAACAAAAGCCAGCGAGUUGUGACACCGAUCAGAUUAAUUUUGCGUGCUGCCUUUCUGAGGAGGAGGGCAUUUCGUGCUGAAUCCUUCCACCGCCGCGCUGGGCGGAAAGCGCCGGAGCUGCAGCAGCGAUCGAUGGUGUUCGCCUGCUGUUGCUGGAGGGGAUGGAGUGGGGGAGUGAUUUCAGAGAUGGAUUUGGCAGAGAGGAGUUGCUGCUCUCUGUGCCUGUGGUGCUGGGAGCUGUAAUAACAUAUUGAACAUGGCAACAGCCCUUGCUGAAGCUCGGUAACUUCACCUCCGUGCUUCGUGGAGCCUCAUCUCCUAACAACACCCUCAGCGUCGAUAACGAGAGGAGCCGUCGAGUGCCAAAGGCCCUAGUUAUAAUCACUCUGAAAACCUCCUUGCUUUUUGGACCCAAACCUGCUUUUUAAAUGUAAAAACUCUUUGGCUGUGUUCUAGGCAGAGAACAUUCGGAGGAUUUGCUGGCUUGCUCCAUGACAAAAUGCAUUGCAGCUUUGCGCUGCGGGGGGGGCGGGGGGCCGAUGGACACUUGUGUGCGUCAGGAAUGCUGGCUGCCUGCUCUGCGAGCAGAGGGGUUGUUUUAGGACAAGCUGACAGGCCCUUGGCUUGUUCUGCUGCUCUCAAAAAAUGUAAUUCUAAUUCUUGGCACCUUUCUCCAAGAGGAUAAAGAGUGAGAACGCGGUGGAGCCUGUUCCCUCUGCCCUUGGAAAUGGGCUUUUACCCAGCUGCGGAGCUGGCCUGGGGCAGGAGCACCGUGCUCCGUCCUGCCCCGUGAUUUGGUCAAUCCAAGGCAGAAACUAAGGGGGGAGCAGCAGCGAGGGGUGAAAUGACCUGGGGCACCUCCUCACGGUCCUGACCUGUGUCUAGUUGUUAUUCUUUGGUCAUCUUUGACCAAGCAUCUUCUGUGCGAGUGCUCUGCCUUCCUCCUGGGCUAUGCUCGUGUUAGUUGCUGGUCGGGCCCCCCCUUAGGCACGGUGCUCGGGGGACAGUUCGUCUGUUCAGACGGCUCGACGAGCUCCCUGCCUGCGGUGCUGGAGCCUCCGCCGUGUCCCCAGGGGUCCCUCAGGCUGCAGAGCCCGCGGUGCUCACCGCAGCCGGCUUCUCCUCUGCCUGCCGGGCACUUCUCCUCCCCUGCCGGCGUGCUGGCAACGAGCACGGCUGGUUUCUUCCUCCCCGAGGAGGAGCGCCGAUAGCUCCUGCCUUCUGGUCGCCGCCUGGGAUGUCGGCCUGCCCGUGGCUGCUGAAGAGAGAGCCGUCGCCUGGUGCAAAGCGGGCCGGCCCACGUGGUUAUGGGACCAAAGCAAGUGCAGGCUUUUACUUCAGCGUGUUUUUCAGGUCUGCCUCAUUUUAUCUCGUGGCAGCAAUCGCAGGUAUGACGUAGAGCAGAUAGCCCCCAGCAGCUAACGUGUUCCUGCCUCAGCGGCAGGCGAGUGGCAGACGUAAACACAGGAGCGUUAUAGGCCUCCAAGUGCUAAAAGCUACUGGAGAACAUGCAGGAUCGCGGCCUGCCUGGCAAACUGGAGCCCGUGUCUCCCGUGAGCCCUACGCACCCCGAUGCCGAGCUGGACCUGCUGCCGGCCCGGCUGUCCAAGGAGGAGCUCAUUCAGAACAUGGACCGCGUGGACCGCGAGAUCACCAUGGUGGAGCAGCAGAUCUCCAAGCUGAAGAAGAAGCAGCAACAGUUGGAGGAAGAAGCAGCCAAACCACCAGAGCCUGAGAAACCCAUCUCCCCCCCUCCAAUCGAGUCCAAACAUCGCAGCUUGGUGCAGAUCAUCUACGACGAGAACAGGAAGAAGGCAGAAGCUGCCCACCGGAUCCUGGAGGGACUGGGUCCCCAAGUGGAGCUGCCGUUAUACAACCAGCCUUCAGACACCAGGCAAUACCAUGAAAACAUUAAAAUAAACCAGGCAAUGCGGAAAAAGUUAAUUUUGUACUUUAAGAGGAGAAAUCAUGCUCGCAAGCAGUGGGAACAGAAGUUUUGCCAGCGCUAUGACCAGCUGAUGGAGGCCUGGGAAAAGAAAGUGGAGCGCAUCGAAAAUAACCCCCGGCGCCGUGCCAAGGAGAGCAAAGUGCGGGAAUACUAUGAGAAGCAAUUCCCAGAGAUCCGGAAGCAGCGGGAACUGCAAGAGCGCAUGCAGAGGUUAGAGGAGAAGCGCAGGGUAGGACAGAGGGGCAGCGGAGGGCUCUCCAUGUCGGCUGCGCGCAGCGAACACGAGGUGUCAGAAAUCAUUGAUGGGCUCUCGGAACAAGAGAACCUGGAGAAGCAGAUGCGCCAGCUCGCCGUCAUCCCGCCCAUGCUCUAUGACGCCGACCAGCAGCGCAUGAAAUUCAUCAACAUGAACGGCCUCAUGGACGACCCCAUGAAGGUCUACAAGGACCGGCAGGUGAUGAACAUGUGGAGCGAACAGGAGAAGGAGACCUUCCGCGAAAAGUUCAUGCAGCACCCGAAGAACUUCGGCCUUAUCGCCUCCUUUCUGGACAGGAAGACGGUGGCGGACUGCGUCCUGUAUUACUACCUGACCAAGAAGAAUGAGAAUUACAAGAACCUCGUGAGAAGGAAUUACCGGCGGCGGGGCAAGAGCCAGCAGCAGCAGCAAAUGCCCCGGAGCAGCCAAGAAGAGAAAGAUGAAAAAGAGAAAGAAAAGGAGAAGGAGGGAGAGAAAGAGGAAGACAAACAGGAAACAGAAAAUGACAAAGAAGAACUGACAAAGGACAAGAACGACGACACGUCCGGGGAAGACAACGACGAGAAGGAAACCGUCACCUCCAAGGGCCGCAAGACCGCCAACAGCCAGGGCAGGCGCAAGGGGCGCAUCACCCGCUCCAUGGCCAACGAGGCCAACAAUGAGGAGGCGGCCGCCCCGCAGCAGAGCGCCGAGCUGGCUUCACUGGAGAUGAACGAAAGCUCUCGCUGGACUGAAGAGGAAAUGGAGACGGCUAAAAAAGGUCUCCUUGAGCAUGGGAGGAACUGGUCGGCCAUUGCCAGGAUGGUGGGCUCCAAGACCGUGUCGCAGUGCAAAAACUUCUACUUCAACUACAAGAAGAGGCAGAACCUGGACGAGAUCCUACAGCAGCACAAACUGAAAAUGGAGAAGGAAAGGAACGCGAAGAGGAAGAAGAAAAAAGGCACCGCCGUGCAGAGCGAAGAAGCUGCCUUCCCUCCCGCCGCCGAGGACGAGGAGAUGGAGGUGUCGGGGACAAGCGGCAACGAGGAGGAGAUGGCCGAGGAGGCAGAAGCUGCAGUAAAUAACAGCUCCGACACUGAGAGCAUUCCCUCGCCGAGGCCCGAAGCCAAAGAGGGAGGCGAAAGCGGGGCCAAGGCACCACCCGGGCCGGGAGGUGACUCCGGCGCAGAACCGGCAGUCAAGUUGGAAGAGGCCCCCACGCCCCCCGACACUGCCGCCGCUCCCGCGGCCCCCGCCACCAACCCCGCUGCCGCCGCCAGCCCUCCUGCGGAGGCGGCUCCCGAGGCGCCCGGCGGCGAGGAGAAGGCCCAAGAGGAGCUGGUGGUGGACGUGGUGAAAACGGAGGAGCCGGAGGAGAAGGCGAGCGAGGAGCCCUGCAAGAGCGAGGUGAAGAAGGAGGAGAGCGAGGACGGCCAGGAGAAGGACAAAGGGAAUGACAAGAAGGCGGAAAGCGGCGCCGGCGGCGGAGGGGCGGCGGGGGCGGAGGGGACGCCCAAGGCCGAGAAGAAGGAGAGCCAUAAAGGCAGCAAAGGUGCCGGGGUGAACCCCGACAGCGACUCCAGCGCGACCUGCAGCGCCGAUGAGAUGGACGAACAGGACGCCGUGGACAAGAGCAGGUUGCUGUCCCCCCGGCCCAGCCUGCUCAACACCGCCAGCGAGGCCAGGCUGAACUCCUCGCCGCAGAAGCCGCUGGACCUGAAACAGCUGAAGCAGCGCGCUGCUGCCAUCCCUCCCAUCAUUUCUGAAGGUUUCUCAGAGGGGAUAUUGCAGAGUGGAAGCGUGAAGCCUCAGGUGCCUCCCCACGCCCUGGCCCUCUACCAGCAGCAGAUCACUAAAGCCCACGAGUCUGCCCGCGAGGACGUGCCCCCAAGCAAGCUGUCGCAGGCCCAGCAGCAGCAGCAGGCUGACAAGGAGCAGCAGCAGCCGAGCAGCAGCCCGAGGGGAAAGAGCCGGAGCCCCGCUGUUGGUGACAAGGAAGAAAAGUCGGUGCAUUUCUCAUCCAUCGCAGAGGCUCAGAAGCUGAGCGCGGAGCCGACGGCCGCCUCAUGCUGGCCCCCUGUCCUGUCCUACUCCCGGGAUGUGAUAAAAACCUCUCCCCAGGCGGAGCCCCACUUGUUCCAGUAUAACUCACCAGGACACCCCAUCCCGCUAAACCUGCAUGAGAGCUCUCGCUCAGGGCUGCAGCGGCUAGCGAGCAUCUCCAACCCUCCUCCCCUCAUCUCCUCCACCAAGCAUCCUCCUGUGCUGGAGAGACCCGUCGGCUCCAUCUCCCAGGGCAUGCCCAUCCAGCUCCACACACCCUACAGCUCCGAGCAUGCAAAAGUCCCCGUCGGCUCCAUCACCAUGGGCCUGCCACUGACAAUGGAUCCCAAGAAACUGGUGCCUUUUCCUGGAGUAAAGCAGGAACAACUUUCUCCUAGAAGCCAGGCCAGCCAGCCGGAAAGUCUGGUGAUGCAGCCGUCCCAGGAGGGCUCCAUCCUGCGGGGUACUUCCCUCGGCUCUGCCUCAGGAGGGAGCAUCACCAAGGGGACACCCACAUCCAGGCCCCCUCCGGAGUCGCCCAUCACAUACCGAGGCUCCAUCACGCACGGCACCCCGGCAGAAGUGCUGUACAAAGGAACCAUUACCAGGAUAAUCGGAGAAGACAGCCCCAGCAGAGCAGAGAAAGUGAGGGAGGAUGCCCUGCCCAAAGGACAUGUCAUUUACGAAGGGAAGAAGGGCCACGUGCUGUCCUACGACGGUGGGGUUGCUGCUUCUCAGUGUCCCAAAGAAGACAGCAGGAGCUCAGGAGCUUCACAUGAGACCACGGGAACCAAGCGGACCUACGACAUGAUGGAGGGGAGGAUCAGCCGGGGCUUGUCAGCCCGCGAUCCGCUGUCUGCCAGCAUUGAAGGUCUCAUGGGUCGAGCGAUCCCUCCAGACCGACACAGUCCCCAUAACCUAAAGGAGCAGCACCACAUCCGCGGCUCAAUUACACAAGGAAUACCUCGGUCCUACGUGGAGGCCCAUGAGGACUACCUCAGAAGAGAAGCCAAACAGCUCAAGAGGGAAAACACUCCACCACGGGACUUAUCUGAUGCCUACAAAGUCAGGUCUCACGAGGGCCUUACUCCCCUGAAAAUGAAGCCAGCCCACGAAGGCCUGGUGGCCACGGUGAAAGAAGCGGGAAGGUCAAUCCAUGAGAUUCCCCGGGAGGAGCUGAGGCGGACCCCAGACAUCUCCCUGACGAGGCCUCUGAAGGAAGGCUCCAUCACACAGGGUACCCCGCUGAAGUACGACAGCGGCUCUUCUUCGUCGAGUACCAAAAAGCAUGACGUGCGGUCCAUCAUCGGCAGUCCCGGGAGGACUUUUCACUCUGUACACUCUCUGGACGUCAUACAAGACCCGAGGAAUCUGGAGAGAGCCUACGAAGAGAGCCUGAAAAACAGGCCGAGCCCAGUGACGAACUCGGGCGGAUCGAUCGCCAGAGGGGCUCCCGUGAUUGUGCCUGAGCCGGGAAAACCCCACCAAAGUGCCCUCGCCUACGAGGACCACCAAGCAGGGCACAGCACGGCGUUCAGCAGCCACUUGCACAGAGGGUCUCCGGUCUCCACGAGGGAAUCCACGCCACGGCAGCAUGAAGGGAGCAUCACUGCUGGGAAGCCAGUGUCCCAGGACCGAAAGAUCACCCCUACGUCCAGAGAACUCACCAACUCCAAGUCGCCACACGCCCCCGUGCCCGACCACCACCACCCCAUCUCCCCAUAUGAGCACUUGCUCCGUGGCGUGAGCGGGGUCGACCUGUACCGAGGACACAUCCCGCUGGCUUUCGAUCCCGCCGCCAUCCCAAGGGGAAUCCAACUGGAAGCAGCUGCUGCUUACUACCUGCCGAGGCAUCUGGCCCCGAGCCCCACGUACCCCCACCUCUACCCCCCGUACCUCAUCCGGGGGUACCCGGACACGGCCGCCAUGGAGAACCGACAGACCAUCAUCAAUGACUACAUCACGUCCCAGCAGAUGCACCACAACGCCGCAGCCACGGCCAUGGCGCAGCGGGCGGACAUGCUGCGCGGCUUGUCGCCCCGGGAGCCCUCGCUCGCCCUCAACUAUGCAGCAGGAAUCAUCGACCUGUCCCAAGUGCCGCACCUGCCUGUCCUCGUGCCCCCCACCCCCGGCACCUCCGCCACCUCCAUGGACCGCAUCACCUACAUCCCCGGCCCGCCCCAGACCUUCAGCAGCCGACACAGCAGCUCCCCGCUCUCCCCAGGAGGCCCCACGCACUUGACCAAACAGUCAGGAUCAUCAGUGUCUGAACGGGAACGGGAUCGGGAGCGUGAACGUGAGAGGGAGCGUGAAAAAUCCAUCCUAGUAUCCACCACGGUGGAGCAUGCCCCCAUCUGGAGACCAGGUACAGAGCAGUCCAGCAGCCGUUCCUCCUCGCACUCUCACAGCCACCAGCACUCUCCCGUCUCGCCCCGCACCCACGAGACCAUCCAGCAGCGCCCCAGCGUGCUCCACAACACGAACAUGAAGAUCAUCUCCUCGGAGACCCCCACCCCUUCCGUCCUGCGCUCCUCAUCCACCACUACCACGUCGCCGAUCCGCUCCACGGGCUUCCCCUCGGCCUCCACCCUGCGCUCCUCCAUCGGCGCGGUGGACGGCUACGCAGCCAUGAUGGACCCGGCCGUCCUGCAGAAAGAGGCCUCGAGGGCACGGGAAGGCAAGGCCGAGCGACCCCAGCCUGACAACAACGUGUUCACCUCAAAGCUGCCCAGCGGGGCCACCCUCGAACAGUCGCCUUCGCCUAUUAAAGCCAUGGAGUCGAGGCCUUUACCCGCCUCCGGGCCCGGUUCUUCUCACCACUAUAGCAGAGGACAGGGGAAAAGCCAGCAGCACCAUCACCCUCUGGACCAGCAGCAUGCAGCCUCAGGCCCCGAGCAGCACAAUAGAGAAAAGAGUCAAAGUAAACCCUUUUCAAUGCAGGAACAGGAGCUCCGAGCACUCGGUAAGACCACCACGACAGCGGCCAACUUCAUAGAUGUGAUUAUCAUGCGCCAAAUUUCUUGCGAUAAGGGGCAGCGAGAAAGAGGCUCGCUAAGUAACGACUCCACUAGUGAUGGCUUUCACGGUGGCUACAGCCCUGAGCGGAUCGAAGCGGUGAGUCCCGUCAGCUCGCCCAGCCUGUCCCACGAGAAAGGGGCCAAGCUGCUGCAGGAUGUGGACAAGGGGCACGGGGAGCACGACCCAAGGCAGAAGCAGCAAGCCUCGCUGAAGGCCUCGGCCCCCGAAGCAGCCCACCUGCAGCACCUCCGGCAGCCCGACGGCCCCCAGCCCCAGUGCCAGCCCCUGCAGUCCAGCCAGAGCGUCAAGGGGAUGAACCAGCGGGUGGUCACGCUGGCCCAGCACAUCAGUGAGGUCAUCACCCAGGACUACACGCGCCAUCACCCUCAGCAGCUCAACUCCCACAUCCAGACCCCGGUGUACUCCUUCCCUGGGGCCGCGUGCCCCGUGCUGGACCUGCGCCGCACCCCCAGCGAGGCUUACCUGCAGCAGCAGGAGCACGCAGCAGCCUCCAGGAUCUCCCCGCAGAACGAAGGAGGCAAGAGGUCCCCGGAGCAGAGCAAAGCCUCGGCCGGCGGCGGGCCGGACAACUGUAUCGAGCCCGUCUCUCCACCAGACGGCGUGGGAGAACCGGAGCACGCCAAGAGCGCCACGUACCCGAUCCUGUACCGCGAGGGCGAGCAGAUGGACCAGAGGAUGGGGUCCAAGUCCCCAGGAAACAACACUCAGCCUCCAGCGUUCUUCAGCAAGCUGACAGAGAGCAACUCUGCCAUGGUGAAGUCCAAGAAACAGGAGAUCAUCAAGAAGCUCAGCACGACCAACAAAAAUGAGACGGAGUACAAUGUUGGGCAGCCUGGGACAGAGAUUUUCAAUAUGCCAGCGAUUACCGGAGCAGGGCUAAUCAGUUGUAGGAGCCAGUCGGUCCAAGAGAAUUCCAGUACCAACAUGGGGUUGGAGGCAAUAAUUAGGAAAGCCCUAAUGGGUAAAUAUGACGAGCAGUGGGAAGAGCGCUCACCUCUCAGUGCCAAUGCUUUUAACUCUCUGAAUGCCAGUGCAAGCCUGCCCGCUGCUAUGCCCAUAACUCCUGCUGAUGGACGAAACGAGGACGUGCGCUCCUUGCCAGGAGGAGGGGGAAAGCCAAAGAUCUCUGCCAGGCCCAACAGCCGCAAGGCCAAGUCCCCGGCGCCGGGUCUGUCCUCCGGCGAGCGGCCGCCGUCCGUGUCCUCAGUGCACUCGGAGGGGGACUGCAACCGGAGGACGCCCCUCACCAACCGCGUCUGGGAGGACCGGCCAUCGUCCGCAGGCUCGACGCCGUUCCCCUACAACCCGCUCACCAUGCGGCUCCCCAGCGGGGUGGUGACGGCGGCCCCCGCCGCCCCCCUGCCGCAGGGGACGCCCGGCAGCCAGCACCACGCGUGGGACGAGGAGCCCAAGCCCCUGCUCUGCUCCCAGUACGAAACCCUUUCGGACAGUGAAUGAAGCGAGCGAGGGGCAGGGAGACGGCGACCAAACCGACGGCGCGGGGAGCGAGCGAGCCGCCCGGGGCGAGCACCCAGCGCCCCGGCCCCGCUGGCUCUCACGAGCAAAGACGCAGGAGCAGAGCUUUUUUUUUUGGGUUUUAAUUUUUUUUUUUUUAACCUUCUCCUCCCAACCAGCCAAUUGGGGGGGGAUGUUUUUUUUUGUUGUUGGUUUAUUUUUCCUUUUUUUUUUUGUUUUGUUCUCAACAUCUGGAAAUUUCUGCAUCCUCUUCAGUCUAAAAAAGAAAAAAAAAAAAGCCUUAACGAGACAAAACCCAAGGAUCCCACAUUCGUCCUUGCCAGCAUGGCUGAGCAGUGACCCCGCGCUCGAGAGAGGGACCGAGUAGCCGUGCAAGUCCCAGGGCCGCGCGCACACGGACGCUCUGCUCCCACGGUGCCGAGUGAGGGGCUCCGUGGGGCUGUGCCACGGAAACACAAAACCUUGAGACGGUUUAAAAAAAAAAAAAAAGAUUUAAAAAUGUCAAAUAGGAUCGAACCCAGCUUGGUUUCCCCUGGCUGAUCUGAGGGUGGGGAGCCCAUCGUCCCGGCCGCGCGGGACACGUUGGCCUCAACGCGCUUUGAACGCGGCUGGGAGGAGCAGGAGAGGGAGGGAAGAUCCGUUUCUGAAAAAAAAGCUGGUCCCUUCGGUGAUGGAUAUCCCGGGCUGCAAUUGGAGUGGGAAGAGAUUUCCCCGGGGGGGCUCGCGCACCGCCUGGGGACGGGCUCGGUUGCUUUAAGUGCAUUGUUUUCUGAAUGGUGAGAAAAGGCAAUUGUAAAUUGUAUUGGUCUACAGGGUAUAUUUUUGAUACCUUCAGUGAAUUAUGUCAAUAUUUUACGCAAGGAAGGACUUAAACAAAACACAGUAUUACAUGCUGUAAAAGAGGUUCUGUUCUUACACACAGGCUUUGAUGUGUUUGUCCAUUGUAUGGAAAUGUUUAAAAAAGAAAAAAAAAAAAAAAAGAAGGUAACAGUGAUCCAUCAAAGUCGUCUGUAAGUCAGGAGAAUGUAUGAACUUAGAUUAAAAAAAGAAAAUCUUGCCAUGGUUGCAGGGCCCCCCGUUACACACACCUCUGCUAAUUCAGCAGAAUCCGUUUGCUGGUUGCAGUCGUUGAUUCUCCAGAGCCCUCCAGAGCUGGCCGGGUGCAGGGGCAGCGCGGGCAGGAGGCCGGCAUGGCAGGGAGUUCACAGGAAACUUUAAAAAAAAAGAAAAAAAAAGUUUUUAUUGUAUUUUUGUGAUACACACGAAUGCUCUACUUUACAUUAUUUUUUUCAUUCCAUGAUGUUGGAUCAUAUCUGCAGUUACAUGGUUAAAGAACAAAAUAUUAGACUUUUUUUCAUUCACUUCUGCUUUCUCGCUCUGGGGGAGAAAAAUGGCAAAAAAAAAAAAAAAACACAAAAAAAUGUAUUAAAUGCUUUGCAUUCUAUACGCUAGAGGAAACAAGACCACGGCACAGACUUUCUGCCUCUCCCGCUGCGGGGGGAGCCAGCCCGCGCCGCCUUCCAGCAGCUCUUUGAUCCGCCGCGUGUCAGACAGCGAGGAUCGCCUUGUCACGUUCUCGAUGGUUAUUUCUUUUCCCCCUGCAAUGUUCCCAGGGUGAUUCUGAUUUCAAAGCAAGAGAAUGAUGGUGUUUGUUGUUUGUUUGGGGCUUGUUUUUUUUUUGUUUUGUUUUGUUUUGUUUUUCGUUUUUUACAAUGUACAGGUUUUUAAUGUUCAUCAAUGUUUGUGUCUUUUCUGUUGUGCUUUUUUUUUUUUUUUUUAAGAAAAAAAAAAAAAACGAGACAAUGCACAAGCGAUGUGGAAGUCUUUCAGUUCCCAGGUUAUUGCUGCUGGUGUCUUCAUGGCUCUGAGAUGUAAAGCUAACAGAGCUGACGUCUGGGCAUAACGCUAUUAAAGUGUCGCAGAUUUUGCUGGGAAAAAUCCAAAUUCGACCCAUCUUCAAAGCUGCCUCCUUAACCUUUUCAGACAGAGAAAAAAAAAAAAAAACACAACAAAGAAUAAAGUUACCACUUGGCACAGUAGCAAUACUGUGUGCUGCUUUGGUGUCUUGAGGAGAGGCCGAGCCAGGGGCAGGUCGCUGUUGAAGAGCGGAUGCGAUUGGCAGGGCCGCGGUGCCCAGAAGCGUGGAGCAGCGGUGUGGAGGUGGCGUGAGGAUGGCUGGGGCUCGCUUUCUCCAUGGUUGGGGCUCGUUUUCUCCGCUGAAGGGGCAGCCCCGGCCCCGCUGGCCCUGGCUGUGGAGACGGCGCUGAGCUCGGGCGGCGGGACGAUGCGCGGGGCUGCCGGCGCUCCCUCACCUUGCGGUGCGCGAAGGGAGGCGUCGGGCAGCGUUUGGGUUCCUCACCCUUGGUGUUGCCCUCACAAGCCCUGUCACCACCCAGCCAGGGCAGUCUUGUCCCUUUCUGCCCCAGGGCACAGCCCCUUGGGACAUCCCACACCAGCCAGAAGCGACCCCACGGGCUGGGCUGGGCUCAGGGCCUGCUGGCUGAGGUGGGGAAGGGCAGCGAGGAGCUGCCGAGGCACCACCUCACCGCUGCCAUGCAGCAGGAGGAGGUUACACAGCCCAAUUCUGUUUUCUUUGCCCUUUCCACCAUGGCUUCGUGUGCCUGGAAGAGGGGCUUGGAGCUGGUGGGCUCACUCAGAGGCCUGGGAGCGCUGAAGCAAAGCCGAGGCCUGGCCCAGGGCCUCGCUGCGUUUUCAAGAGGCGUGAGAGGUUUGUGAGGUACUUUUUAGUCAUCGUGGGGCUGAUGGCUCGGUGGGCGCAUGGCCUGCACAGGGCGGUGUUUUGAGGAGGGGUUGGUGGUGCCACAGGGCUGGAAAGGCCUUGGUGGCACCGGUUCCAUGCUGGAGGUUUGGCCCUGUGUGGGGUACGUGUGUGGGGUUGGCUUCAGCGGGGUCCUGCCCUUGGGGAAACCUGGAAGUGGGGAGCUGCUGCUCCUCUAGGUCACGAGCACUGCAAGCAACACCCCCCUGUCCUGCCCUCGCAUCCUCCUGCCAGCCAAAAGCUCUGUUUUCACGCGCUUUUGCCCCAAAUCACCCAAGUCGUCGUGCUGCCGGCCGUGAUGCAUCCCCAUCCUGCAGCCAAGGAGGAGAAAGGCAUGUUAAGCUGUUAGAGAAACAAAACAACCCCAGUUUAAAGGUAACGUUAACCAACUUUGUAGUUCGUACAAACUGGCAAGCAAAUUAUUGGGCAAUUUAUUGUUUCAACUGUACUGAGGGGGGAAAUAUCUAUCUUUUGUACAAGCAAAUUGUGCAUAGCUGUUUUGAAGUGAGUUGUAUGAUAGACGGGGCUGUACAUAGAAACCACGAGGUGUAAAUAUUUACGCAGCUUGCUCUGAAGGGGUGGUUUUCUUCU
Molecule: messenger RNA, 15546 nt
Organism: Cygnus atratus (black swan)
Lineage: Eukaryota; Metazoa; Chordata; Aves; Anseriformes; Anatidae
Gene: NCOR2
Product: nuclear receptor corepressor 2
Exons: 44
Coding region: 4944-12158 (2404 amino acids)
Biological process (GO): negative regulation of transcription by RNA polymerase II
Molecular function (GO): transcription corepressor activity
Source: RefSeq, a predicted model, not a curated record